Molecule: messenger RNA, 1119 nt
Organism: Momordica charantia (bitter melon)
Lineage: Eukaryota; Viridiplantae; Streptophyta; Magnoliopsida; Cucurbitales; Cucurbitaceae
Gene: PEI1
Product: Zinc finger C-x8-C-x5-C-x3-H type family protein
Molecular function (GO): metal ion binding
Source: RefSeq, a predicted model, not a curated record
CUCUCCCAUCCAACUUCUUCUUCUGUGCUCUCAGCUCUAAUUUAAAUUACCUCACCCUUAUAAGCUUCUUCUUCUUUAAUUUCCCAACAAUGGCCUUUCUCUCUCUAAUUUCUCUUCCUGCUUUUGAUUUCAAGAUUCUUCUUGAUCUUCUUCUUCCACUUCCUCGACCCAUAAUCUCACUCAGGUGAAUGUGUAACAUGGUCUUAUUUAAAUGUUUUAGAUCGGAGAGGUUUUGAUUCUUUGUCCGAGUGAAAAGAACAUGUUCGGAUAAAAAUCGUUGUUAUUAUUAUAAUUUUGUUUUGUCGUUUUUUUUUUAAAUUUAAUGAUGUUUCAAGGGUUUUUUCCCGGCAUAAAUAAUGCCGUUUUCGACCAUGAUUUUUCCGGCUGCCACCAGCUGAUGGAGCAAGUGGAAGACGCGGCGGCGGUGUUCGGCUCCGACGAGUUUCGGAUGUUCGCGUACAAGAUCCAACGGUGUCCGAGGACGCGCAGCCACGACUGGACCGAGUGUCCGUACGCCCACCGCGGCGAGAAGGCUCAACGCCGCGACCUACGGCGGUUCAACUACUCCGCCGUGGCCUGCCCGGCGUUCCGUAACGGCAACUGCCCUAGAGGUGACUUCUGCGAGUAUGCUCACGGUGUGUUCGAGUACUGGCUCCACCCGGCCCGGUACCGGACCCGCGCUUGCAAUGCCGGCCGGUUUUGCCAACGGAAAGUUUGUUUCUUUGCACACACGCCGGAGCAGCUCCGGUCAGAGACGAAACAAAAGUUUCAUUUCAAUGCUCACCGAACACGUGUGCCGGUGGUUGCCGUUGAAGCUCCGUUGGAGAGUAAGAACGACGACGUUUCGAAUAUUGUGAACGGUCUGAAAGGGCUUACGGUGAGAGAGAUCAGAGAACGGAAAAAUGACCGAAACUUCGGGUGGGAGGUAUCGGAUUCCGAUCUGCCGCAUAUCGGUUGGAUACGCGAGCUGUUACAGUAAACAAAAAUGCUUUAAAUUUGUGUUCAUCAGUUUUAUGUAAAGAUUUCUUCAUGCUCAAACACAAGUUUAUAUUCCUGAUCAUAUCAAUUUGUGUUAAUAAUCCCAUUUCUGUUCAAUCAAAUUUCUGAGGUCAAAGCGAA